GUCCCACACCAGACCAGCACGGAAAAUGGCGACUGUGAAAUAGAUGGAAGACGAAAGUAAGAAAUUAUUCAAUGCAUCGUUUAAAUUGCGCCCUGUCUGCAUCUGCACCGCUCAGAGGUCAUGGCAGCUGAAAUGUCAUGUCGGACCGGUGUUGAUGAAGACGACAAAGAUGCAGAUCAUGAAAUCAACGCCCUCACACUCUUGCAAGAACCAGUGAGAAUGACCCAAGAAUCCGCAUCUUGCACCAAUUCUUACGGCAAGCCUUCUUCGAAACAAAACAGCGUCCUAGAUGUUUUGUCGAACACAGAUAUGCUGUCUCCGGGUGGCCUGGGAAAUGGACCACCUUCGCACCAGGCUACAGAAGCCCAUGAACUCAACAGCAUCUCUAUAGAGAAGGAGGAGACAAAGAGCAUCACCCCAUUAAAAACGGUGCAGGAAAUUGACACUGCAGGAAUUUGGGGUUUUGAUGAAGACUCUCCGGAGAACUCAUUGGAUGAUUUUAGUAAUGCCAGUGACCUUCAUUGGGACCCUCACAAAGAGUUCAUGCAGUUUCUGUGGGAGAACCAUGGGGAUUCCCCUGGUGAGGAGCAUAAAGAUGAAGACCCUCCUUCCAACAGCCAAAAGACAAGGAGACGAAAAAUGGACAUGGUUGUCAUGGUGGAUCCCUCAGAGGACCUUUACCCCAAUCUGAGCCACAAGUCACCUGAGGAAUUGUCUGAUGUUGAAGACCACGUAGAUUCCAUUCCAUUCAGAAAAUUCAGAAAGUCAAGGAACCUUCCCCAGUCAGAGUCAUCUCCAUCAGGUAAAGUUACAAAGUAUCCUAAUGGAACAGUCAAGGCCAUCAAGGACAUUCUUUACAAUCCACCUGCCAGAAAUUCCAACGAGAACAGUAUAGGUCAUGGGCUUUUACCAUUGAAGGGAAGACUUACCAUCAAUUCUCAUUCUGAGGAAAAGCCAUUAUGCUACCCGUGCUCAAAAUGUAAGCUUGUAUUCAAGAAAGAACAUCAUUUACAUCGUCACAUGAAGUCUCACGUUGACGCGCCGAAUAUUUCGCCAAAGCUUUUUAUAUGCCGAGAAUGUGGACUGUCCUUCAAACAAAGUGGUUUGCUUAUUGAGCACAUGUCCAAGCACAAGGAGAAAACGGCAAGACUCGCUAAGGAGAUCAAACGCAUGAAUGAUAAGAAGAAAGAGGAUAAAAAGAAUCUUUUCUGCCCUCAAUGCCCAUUUGGUACAAACUGCCCAAACAAGUUUGUUCAACAUGCCAAAACACACGAGAAGGACAAGAGAAAGUUUAGAUGUGACAAAUGUAGCUACAGGACUAUGAGUGAGACUGAUCUUAGGAGACAUAACAUUAUGCAGCAUACUGUUAUUACUGUAAGAAAUCAGAUCCAGAACAAAGACUCUGAAAUCUACUCCUGUAACAUUUGUUCUUAUAGAGCUCUUAGCAAAAAUGUUUUUAGGAAUCACCUUCUGCGACGUCAUCAACAAACCUUUGAGGAAUACGAAGCAGAACAUUUAAGAGAAGAAAAUGCACAAAAAUCGAAGGAGGAGCACACACCUAAUAGUUCAUCUCCUGUAGAAGAUGCAGAGUUUACAUCUAAAAUCUCUAUAAAAAAACAGAUCUCGUCUAAAAGAACUUGUUCACCGACUGAGUCCAAUGAUAUUUCAGACUUAUUCAAAAAUAGCAAGAUCAAGAGAGGUCUCAAGUCUCAACUAACGGAAUCAAAGCUCGACAAAUCCAUUAAUGUUCUCCUGUCCCGACAAAGAAAUGGAAAAAAAAUUGCAGAACCGAAGAGGGAAAGCAAUAAUCGCAGCACAUUGGUUCUGGAUUCCAAAUGUGACAAAGAUGUCUCUGAUCAAUUGCCUGGAUCCUUGACAGUCAAAGUUGAAGAUGCAGCUUUAUCCCCAAAUGGUCAUAGUUCAGCAGAAAGACAUCAGUCAACACUCAGAAAGUCACCGUCUAAAAGGAAGAUGUCCACCCCAUAUCGCAACACCUCUGACCAAGACUCAUGCUUCAUCUUACCAAAAACUCUGCCAACUCCACAGAAUAUAAACCAAGAAGAAGAAGAAGAAGAAGAAGAAGAAGAAGAAGAAGAAGAAGAAGAAGAACUGUCAGACUAUGACAAAAAAGACAUUUUCCAGUUUACCGAUUCAGAUGCCGAUACUGACUUUUUUGACAGUGGUAUAAAGAAAGAAAAGCAAAACAUAAUUUAUACCUAUAGCAGAAGAAUGUCAAUGAGGGGUGCUCUGCAGGCGUCUAAAAGGCUGUUUGAAAAAAUAAAAACUGAAGAGCAAGAGCAGACUGACCCUGAAAUCAAAGAAGAAUGCAUUGAAACAGAAGUAUUUCAAGAAACCAUAGACUCCAACCAAAUACCAUUGUGUGAAGACUUCACAGAGGAUUUGUCAGAGUUGGAUUCGGAACGGAAGAACUGUCCAUACUGUCCUGCAAUCUUUGAGUCGGGCGUUGGAUUGUCCAAUCAUGUCCGAGGGCAUCUUCAUAGGGUUGGACUGAGCUACAAUGCACGCCAUGUGGUUCCUCCUGAGCAAGUAGUUACUCACGACAGGAGGCCAAGAAUUCGACGGAAGAUGUCAGCAUACCAGAGACUGAAAAAAGCGUUACAGCAACAGGAGUCUGAAUCUGAGACUGUGAAGAGCAUUCACUCCUGUCCUUUAUGUGGGGACUCAUUUGAUAACAGGACUGGUCAGUCCAACCACAUAAGAGGCCACCUCAAAAAGCUUGGUAAAAGCUUUGCAACAAAGAACAAAUCCCCGUUAUGUUUACUCCGCGAGUUGAUGCGGGACAAGAAGGAGUUCCAGCGGGCCCUCCAAAUUGUGGGAAAGAAAAGGAACCAUUUCCAAUAUGGUGCUUCCCCAAAGCUUUCCAGUUUUGACAGUUUCACGCCACCGCCCAUUGGAUGCCCCGGCGUUUGCACUGAUUCCACACCAUUGAUGUCCCCGUUUUCUUUGGCGGGAAUAGAAUCGGAACAAGGGCAACCAGAGACUAAGUUGGAUGUUAAAAAUUCACUCUCCGGCACAACUGCUUUGAUAGGAAUUCUGAAGAAGAGGAAGUGUCAGGAGGACGGCAAAAUAAAGGGGUCCCUUCAGAUGGCAAGAAACAUGUUACUUUCUUCAAACAGUGAGCACUGUCCAGGAUCAAGAGUUGCAUCUUCACUGCCAAAUUCAAUAUGCGAGAAAGGUGAAUUCAAUAGGAAGAUGUGUGUCCAUUGCAAUGCAACUUUCCACAGUGGUGUUAGCUUGUCUAAUCACCUGCGGGCAUAUGCAAAACGAAAAAGGAAUGCCGUACUUGACGGAACCGCAUUUGACUGCAAAGCAAGGAGGUACCGCUCAAGGCCUGGCUCAAAGAAGAAGCUACUGCCCUUACCACAAACUCCAGAGGAAAUGUACAGACUCACCUGCAGGUUCUGUGACCUCGUCUUCCAGGGUCCGUUGUCGGUGCAGGAGGACUGGAUUAAACACUUACAGAGACACAUUAUGAACACUAGUGUCCCUCACACUGGGCUGGGCAUGAUGGAGGUCACCUCGCUGCCCAGGGACCCCUCAACUUUCAAGACUGACCAAGACAGCUCUCUGACAGCCACACACGCUGCCUCAUGAAGCCAACGGGGACCUUUUUAGAUUUCACUAGACUAUGUGUAUGUACAUUGGAUGUUUUCACUUUUCUUUUCUCUUUUAGUCAAAAUACUGGCUAAAAGUAAAUCAUUGGUCAAUGAUGGAGAGAUAUUGUACAUGUUUGGACAGAAGAUUUUUUUAAUUAUUUGGAUAUUGUUACUUUUUGUUGUUUUUACAUGGUUCAUUUUCUGGAAAUACACUUCCAAACGGACACACUAUUUUGUUUUAUGCAGUAAUAUAGUGUGGAAUCCAAGACAACCUUUACCUCAGAUUUUUCAUGGUUUCCGUUUUUGUCAAAAUUUGGGAGCACCUCUCUUCUGUAUCAAUUUCACUCUUUAAAAGAUGCUUAAAAUCAUGUUUGUUGUAUUGCAACAUGUCCAAGCCCACAGUCUCUGUUUCCAGGCCACAGCGUGAGUGAGAUGAAUAUUCCCACUGAAAAUGAUGGCAUCUGAAAGCUCACUUUUCCACGAAUCCCGAGUGGAAAGAUGAGCUACUCUACAAGAACAAAAAGAAAAUGUCUACAAACUUGUAAUGCAUAGAAAGUGGUUUUAAAAAAAAUAGUAUUUCAGUUAACUGCAUUGUUUUUAUUACAAAUACAAAAUUAAAACUGAAGGUGGUUAAGAAAAAAAAGACUUAAAGCACAGCCGGUGCUGACGACGCCCUUCAUACAUGUCACCUAUAUUUAAUGUUUGAAUAUACUGUUUUGAAAAUAAUUUUAUUUUAAAUGUACUAUAUCACUCAGAUACAAUGCUUAAAACAUUUGUGUUGUUCUAAAUAAAAGAAAACAAGAAACAA
Gymnodraco acuticeps is the source of this 4425-nucleotide messenger RNA. It is a transcript of the gene znf644a, whose product is annotated as zinc finger protein 644a. Bases 121 to 3615 code for a protein of 1164 amino acids. Lineage: Eukaryota; Metazoa; Chordata; Actinopteri; Perciformes; Bathydraconidae. Gene Ontology annotation, cellular component: nucleus. The transcript has 6 exons. Gene Ontology annotation, biological process: regulation of transcription by RNA polymerase II. The record is from RefSeq and is a predicted model, not a curated record. Gene Ontology annotation, molecular function: DNA-binding transcription factor activity, RNA polymerase II-specific; RNA polymerase II cis-regulatory region sequence-specific DNA binding.